CUUCGAUCUUGUCAAACUUAGACAUUAUUUUGACUGGUUUUACUAAAUUUCUAUAAAGAAUUGAUCAAUUAUAAUUCUAGGUUGAAGAUGGGGUUUCUUCAUAUUCUAAAGAAAAUGAAACAAAAGGAGAAAGAAAUGCGAAUACUUAUAUUAGGUUUAGAUAAUGCUGGUAAAACAACUAUACUCAAGAGGUUGAAUAACGAAGAUAUUAGUACUAUUUCGCCAACAUUAGGGUUUAAUAUAAAAACAUUGUACCAAGGUGGAUUUACGUUAAAUAUGUGGGAUGUUGGAGGCCAAAAGUCUUUGAGAUCAUAUUGGAAAAACUACUUUGAAAGUACUGAUGGGUUAAUAUGGGUUGUGGACAGUGUUGAUUCCAGGAGACUUGAUUCUUGUAAAGGUGAACUUCAUGAACUCUUGGUGGAAGAAAGGUUAGUAGGAGCUUCUCUUCUUAUUCUUGCGAAUAAACAGGAUCUACCUGGUGCUUUAUCCCUGGAGCAAAUAAAAGAUGUAUUGGACUUGGAUUCUAUUAAAACACAUCACUGGCAAAUUAUUAGUUGUUCAGCUGUUACUGGUGAACAUCUAGUUGAUGGUAUCAAUUGGUUGGUAAAUGAUAUUUCGUCAAGAAUAUUCCAAGUUGAUUAGGAAUUUGUUAUACAACAAUUUUUCUAAUUCAUACGUUGUAUUAAAGUAUUUUUAUAACUAGAU
Molecule: messenger RNA, 705 nt
Organism: Nezara viridula (southern green stink bug)
Lineage: Eukaryota; Metazoa; Arthropoda; Insecta; Hemiptera; Pentatomidae
Source: the annotation of a GenBank genome assembly